Durio zibethinus is the source of this 1117-nucleotide messenger RNA. Its product is annotated as protein PAM68, chloroplastic. The record is from RefSeq and is a predicted model, not a curated record. Lineage: Eukaryota; Viridiplantae; Streptophyta; Magnoliopsida; Malvales; Malvaceae.
ACGUGACCUUAUCGCUUCUUCUCUGUCUGACUGGUAAGUGGUAAGUAGAGUUUGUGAACGGGAUUCUGUGGGGCAACUAUAGUUCGGCUUCUGAACUCAGCAACAGCUUUAACUUAAUAGGGUUCAGUAGUAGUUUGAAUUCUCGGUUCUGGUUUCCUAUCCGGACGAACUCAAGAGGGACUGGGAGAAGUGAAGUAGCUGAAGUGAAUGGCAGCUGUGGCACUGUCAUCUUUAUCCUGCCCUUACAAGAUUGACCAUGGUAAUGAAAAAUCGACUUUGGUAUGUAAAGUUAGGACAUUCUCCAUCACCAGCCAGUUGGAAAGACAUGUACUGAUAAAUGAAUGCCUUCGAGCUGGAAACACCAUGGAAUUCUCUUCAUUUAUGGGAAUGCCAGCCUCAAAACCACCGUCCUUAGUUUCUUCCAGCAUAAAAAUUUGCCAAUUCCCAGUUAUCCCCACAAAACACACCCAAAAUCAAAUUCGAUCGCUAGAAUUUGCACCCCUUUAUGCCGCCGCCCUGAAUAGCCCAAGAGGCUUUGGACCCCCACCUAAGAAAAAUAAAAAGACAAAGAAGUCAAAGAGCGGUAAUGACAAAGAUGAGGAAGAAGAAGAUGAUGAUGAUGAUAAAGAGUUUGACCGAGAGGCAGGCAUAAUACCUGAGGUAGUGACCAACAGGAUGAUCAGCAGAAUGGGUUUCUCGGUAGGAAUUCCACUGUUUAUGGGGCUCUUAUUUUUCCCAUUCUUUUACUAUCUCAAGGUUGUUUUAAAAAUUGAUGUCCCAACGUGGGUGCCCUUUAUUGUUUCCUUCUUCUUCUUUGGGACUGCCUUAUUAGGGGUGAGUUAUGGCAUUGUGUCCUCUAGUUGGGAUCCGCUAAGGGAAGGCUCACUCAUGGGAUGGAAUGAGGCUCAGAAGAACUGGCCUGUUUUUUGGCAAUCCAUUUGGGGUGGAUCACGGAAGAAGUAGGACUCAUUCACAUUUUCGUCUGCAACUAAUUCACAUUGUGAUGCCUCUUAUACCUUCUCUUUGCCUUCUUGUUUUCAGUUUUGCCCACUGAUGUUUUCAUUCUCAAACACUAAAAUAACUUUGAUGAAGUUUAACUGUAAAUUUACAUUUCAAU